GCAUCCUUAGCCGGAGCGUGUGUGGCGGGAGCCCGGUAUGUCCCAGGCCACCAAGCGGAAGCACGUGGCGCGAGAGCGGCUGCUCGGCGACCGCGUCGUGCCCUCGGGGCGACAGCAGAUCGUCAGGGUUCUGGGCACCCCCGGCAACAAUCUCCACGAGAUCGAGACGGCUCAAGGCCAGCGGUUCCUGGUCAGCAUGCCCUCCAAAUACCGCAAGAACAUCUGGAUCAAGAGAGGCGACUACCUCAUCGUGGACCCCAUUGAAGAGGGGGAGAAGGUGAAGGCCGAGAUCUCCUUCGUCCUCUGCAAGGACCACGUCCGCUCCCUGCAGAAGGACGGGCUCUGGCCUGAAGCCUUCUCCGCGGCGGCCGGGAAAUCCGACAACAGGAACAGAGAGGCUGACGGCCGGGCCCCGGCCGGGCCCCGCUCCGCCGACUCGGAGGACGACUCCGACCUCUUCGUCAACACCAAUCGGGUGCAGUACGAGGAGAGCGAAGACAGCCAGGACGACGACGACAACGAUGAGGAGGACGCGGCGACCUGAGCCGGAGGCCCCCGCCGGCCUCGGCCGAAGGACCGGGACCGUUGCCCGCCAGCAGCGUGUA
Messenger RNA from Tachyglossus aculeatus (Australian echidna), 605 nucleotides. RefSeq names its product eukaryotic translation initiation factor 1A domain containing (gene EIF1AD). Gene Ontology annotation, molecular function: translation initiation factor activity; RNA binding. The record is from RefSeq and is a predicted model, not a curated record. Lineage: Eukaryota; Metazoa; Chordata; Mammalia; Monotremata; Tachyglossidae. Gene Ontology annotation, cellular component: nucleus. Gene Ontology annotation, biological process: translational initiation. The transcript has 5 exons. Bases 38 to 544 code for a protein of 168 amino acids.